CAAGCUAAUCUUAGUACAGGAAACGACUUUACUACGGCGUUGGCGAUGGGUGUGUAUCCGGAGUAGAUGACGUUGACGGUCAAAAUCGAAAGACUGAUGUCGAGCUAGCAAGCAUGCUUAUUUGCUAACGUUAGCUUGCUUGCUAACUGGCUGCACAGCAGGAGUAUGGCGCUGCGGCCGUUGGUCAUGUGCUUUGCGCUGUGCGUGGUGUAUGCCUCCAGUAAACCCACCAUCGAGAAGAAGGACCGUGUCAUUCAUGACGACCUGCUUAGCAACCGCAACCAUGACGACGCAGAUAACUUUGAUUAUGACCAUGAAGCGUUUCUUGGACAGGAUGAGGCCAAGACCUUCGAUCAGCUCACACCUGAAGAGAGCAAGGAGAGAUUGGGUAUGUUGGUAGAGCGUAUAGAUGAGGACAGGAAUGGUUAUGUGUCAGUAGAGGAGAUGAAGAAGUGGAUCAAACACAGUCAGAAGAGGUGGAUCUAUGAUGAUGUGGACCGCCAGUGGAAAGGUCAUGACCUUAACGGAGAUGGACUGGUGUCCUGGGAGGAGUACACGAAUGCUACAUACGGAUACAUACUGGAUGAUCCAGACCCAGAAGAUGGCUUCAGCUACAGACAGAUGAUGUCACGUGAUGAGAGGAGGUUCAAAAUGGCUGACCUGGACGCUGACCUGAAUGCCAAUAAAGAGGAGUUUACAGCCUUCCUCCAUCCUGAGGAGUAUGACCAUAUGAAGGAUAUAGUUGUACUGGAGACCAUGGAGGACAUUGAUAAAAACGGAGACGGCUUCAUAGAUCUGGAGGAGUACAUAGGUGACAUGUAUAACCAGGAGGGUGAUCCUUCAGAGCCAGAGUGGGUGAAGACAGAACGAGAACAGUUUACUGAGUUCAGAGAUAAAAACAAAGAUGGCCGCAUGGACAAGGAGGAGACCAGAGACUGGAUCCUCCCUUCAGACUACGACCAUGCAGAGGCAGAAGCCAAACACCUGGUCUACGAGUCAGAUAACGACAAGGACGGCCGUCUGACCAAGGCAGAGAUCGUAGAGAAGUAUGACCUCUUCGUUGGCAGCCAGGCUACUGACUUUGGAGAAGCCUUGGCAAGACAUGAUGAAUUCUAACCCUCCACUUCCCACACAGGGUUGGGCUCAAUUCAGUCAUGGAGUUGAAAUCCCAAUUAAAAAGAAGUGCACUAUAUGGAGAAUAGGGUGACGUUUGAGACGGAGCGUUUCACUCCAAUGCCUAGGAUAAUAAUUGGAUUUCCUGGCCUAUUAUAGUGAAUACAUCACUUUGUACUAAGUAGUGUACGAGUUUGGACAUCAAGACACACCUCCUGGUUUGUCUCCACCUCCACCAUCCUCUCGUCCAAUCCGGACAAUGGAAAGGAUAUACAGUAUUUCCUUUGUCUUCGUUUGCAGAUCAACUUUGUUUUUGUAAAAAGUGACAGAAUACAGAUGGUUAGUGUUUGUUUUGGUAGCCUUGUUUGAACAAUGUGUCAGGUGUGCAAUGAAGGGCAGAACUGUGCAUCUUGUGGUCAUUUCAGUUUUCAAUUCAGGAAGUGAGUAAAAAUUCAAUAGAAAACAAACUGAAUUGAUCCCAACCCUGGUGUGUGUUCUGCUAUGCACUAUGAUGGGGAGAUGUACAGUGCCCUCCACUAAUAUUGGCACCCUUGGUGAAUAUGAGCAAACGGGCUGUGAAAAAAAAAAAAUGUAUUUGUUUA
This is a messenger RNA of Salvelinus sp. IW2-2015, 1715 nucleotides long. Its product is annotated as calumenin-B. The record is from RefSeq and is a predicted model, not a curated record. NCBI's taxonomy places the organism in Eukaryota, Metazoa, Chordata, Actinopteri, Salmoniformes, Salmonidae. Gene Ontology annotation, cellular component: endoplasmic reticulum. Gene Ontology annotation, molecular function: calcium ion binding.